Molecule: messenger RNA, 777 nt
Organism: Caenorhabditis bovis
Lineage: Eukaryota; Metazoa; Nematoda; Chromadorea; Rhabditida; Rhabditidae
Source: the annotation of a GenBank genome assembly
AUGUCUGCUCUCCGAAGCACCAAGGGACUUGUCGCGCUCGUUACCGGUGGAGCAUCGGGUCUCGGAAAGGGAACCGCGGAAGUUUUGACUCGCGCUGGCGCCCGUGUCGCCAUCCUUGAUUUGCCGCAAUCGAAAGGAGCUGAUGUUGCGAAAGAGAUGGGAGCAAUCUUCACUCCGGCUUCAGUCACAUCGGAGGAGGAAGUGAAAGCUGCUUUCGACAAGGUUAAAGCUGAAUAUGGCCGAUUGGACGCUCUGGUUAACUGCGCCGGAAUUGCCUACGCUUUCAAACUGUAUUCGAUCAACAAGAAGAAGCAUAUUGAUUUAGCCAAGAUCCAACAUACUCUUGACGUUAAUGUUAUUGGAACCUUCAACGUUAUUCGUCACGGAGUUGCUCUUAUGGGAGAACAUGAGAAGGACGAGAACGGCCAGCGCGGAGUUGUCAUCAACACGGCGUCGGUUGCUGCAUUCGAUGGACAAACCGGACAAUCGGCUUAUUCUGCAUCCAAAGGAGCUAUCGUUUCGAUGACUUUGCCACUUGCUCGCGAUUUUGCUGGAGAUGGAAUUCGUUUCAAUACUAUUGCUCCUGGACUCAUGGACACUCCAUUGCUUUCUUCUCUUCCCGAUAAGGUUCGUACAUUCUUGGCGACCCUUAUCCCAAAUCCAUCUCGUCUUGGAUCUCCGCAAGAAUAUGGUGCUCUUGUUCAACAUAUCAUCGAGAAUCAGUACAUGAAUGGUGAGACCAUCCGGUUCGACGGCGCGCUUCGCAUGCCCGCCUAA